AUGUCCCGGUCCGGUGACUUCCACCAGGCCGACGAGCGCCGCUUCCUCGACGAACGCGGGUCGUCGGUCUCGGUCGCGCCCAACGGCCUCAACCCGGCCACGAUUAUGGAAAAGGCCGUGCGCGAGCGCAUCGUCGACAGCUACUUCUGGAAAGAGCAGUGCUUCGGCGUCAACGAGGCAGACAUUGUCGACCGCGUUGUCGAGCACGUCAGCUGCAUCGGCGGCACCACCGGCACGACCCAGAAGCCCACGCCGUUCCUGUGCCUCGCGCUCAAGCUCUUGCAGCUCGCGCCCGACGACGCCAUCCUCCAGGCCUACCUGAGCCAGGGCGGCGACAAGUUCAAGUACCUUCGCGCCCUCGCCCUCUUCUACGUCCGCCUCACCCGGCCCGCCGCCGACGUCUACACGACCCUCGAACCCUACCUGGCCGACCGACGCAAGCUGCGGCGAAAGGGCCGCACAGGCACACAGCUGACAUUUGUGGAUGAGUUUGUGGACGACCUACUGGUGAAGACGCGGGUGUGUGCGACGAGUCUGUGGAAGCUGCCGCAGCGCGAGGAUCUGGAGGAUCUAGGCAAGCUGGAGCCGCGGGUGAGCGCGUUGGGCGACAUUGACGAUAUUCUGGACGAGGAUGAGGAGGAGGAUAAGAAGGACGACGAGAGCGAAGGUGAAGACGAGAGCGACGGAGCGCAGAGACAAAACGGUGGCGGCAGAGACUACGACAGCGAUCGGCAAGACGAGGACGACAGGCAGCCCGACAAGAGAAGGCGACGAGGCGGUGGCGAUAGUGAUGACAGCGAGGACGAACGUGACAGACGGAAUGGCUCGUCGAACGGUCGGAGAGAAAAACAUCGGCGAACGCCAGAAUCAGAAUCAGACUCGGACCGAUCACGAGGUGACAGAAGAUGA
Sporothrix brasiliensis 5110 is the source of this 909-nucleotide messenger RNA. Its product is annotated as pre-mRNA-splicing factor 38A. Bases 1 to 909 code for a protein of 302 amino acids. Lineage: Eukaryota; Fungi; Ascomycota; Sordariomycetes; Ophiostomatales; Ophiostomataceae. The record is from RefSeq and is a predicted model, not a curated record. Gene Ontology annotation, cellular component: precatalytic spliceosome. The transcript has a single exon.